CUAUUUCUGAGAGCUUUCAACUUAAACUUAGACCUUUGAAUUUCACAAUUUCAUUGACAUGCAGACAUCUUUGUCGCAUACUUAAUCAUCGCGUCGCAUCGCAUCCUAUUCUCGACUGUGGCCUACCUUCUUACUCCGACCAAUUUUCAAUCUAACUAGACAUCAUGACGGGGCGACGCGACUUUCUAAGUCAGCCUGCGCCCGAAAACUACGUUGCCGGUCUAGGACGUGGUGCGACCGGAUUCACAACACGCUCGGAUUUGGGUCCAGCCAGAGAAGGACCGUCCGAAGACCAGAUCAAAGAAGCCCUCGCGAAACGAGCAGCACAACUAGGAUUCAGCGAGGCAGCAGCAACAGGAGGCAAAAAGGAAGAAGAGGAUGACAAUGACGAACGAUACCAAGAUCCAGACAAUGAAGUCGGUCUAUUUGCCGGCGGAGUCUAUGACAAAGACGACGAUGAAGCCGACCGAAUAUACCGGGAGAUAGAUGAGAAGAUGGAUAAGCGACGGAGAGCUAGAAGGGAAGCCCGAGAAAAAGCAGAACAAGAGGAAUAUGAGCGCAAGAACCCGAAGAUACAACAACAAUUCGCCGAUUUGAAACGAACGCUAGAAAGUGUUACCGAAGAAGAAUGGGCGGCGCUGCCCGAGGUCGGUGAUCUUACCGGAAAGAAUAGACGAAGCAAACAAGCGAGGCAACAACGCUUCUAUGCUGUUCCAGAUAGCGUAUUAGCUGCUGCCGGAAGUUCUGGCGAGCUUGGAAGCACCGUGGUUGAUGAUGGUGGAACAGCGACUAAUAGCAGUUCGAGUACUCAGGAUGGAACCAUGACAAAUUUUGCCAAGAUCGGACAGGCCAGAGACAAAGUUUUACAAGUUAGGCUCGAUCAAGCUUCACAAACCGGAACGACUGCAUCUGGAAGUGCGACGAGCGUUGAUCCCAAAGGCUAUCUAACGAGUCUGGCCAAAUCUCAAUUACCCGAGAGUGCGGCCCAAGUAGGUGACAUCAACAGGGUUAGGGAAUUACUUGAAUCUGUCAUCAAAACCAACCCGAAUAAUGGCCCUGGUUGGAUAGCAGCAGCUCGUCUUGAGGAACUUGCUGGCAAGAUUGUAGCGGCCAGGAACGUUAUAGCACGUGGUUGUGAUCAUUGUCCUAAAAACGAGGAUGUGUGGUUGGAAAGCAUUCGACUGAACGAGCGCCGUAACGCUAGAAUUAUUGCCGCAGAAGCCAUCAAGAAAAACAAUCGUUCUGUGCGAUUAUGGGUUGAGGCGAUGAAGUUGGAAGAUGAUACAAGAUCUAAGAAAAGGGUAAUACGGCAAGCUCUAGAUCAUACACCUGAAUCUGAGGCCUUGUGGAAAGAAGCAGUCAACCUAGAGGAAGAUCCGGAUGAUGCGAGAUUACUCCUAGCGAAAGCUACAGAACUUAUACCCUUAUCGGUGGAUCUAUGGCUGGCUUUGGCCAGACUCGAAACGCCGGAAAAUGCGCAGAAGGUGCUGAACAAGGCCCGAAAGCAUUGUCCAACAUCUCACGAAAUUUGGAUAGCAGCCGCGCGAUUACAAGAACAACUUGGCCAGGGAGAAAAGGUCAAUGUUAUGAAACGUGCUGCGCAAGUUCUCGUCAAAGAAUCUGCGAUGCCCAAGCGGGAGGAAUGGAUUACGGAGGCGGAGAAGUGCGAACAAGAAGGUGCCAUAAUUACUUGCGGGGCAAUUAUCCGAGAGACUCUGGGUUACGGCCUCGACGAGGAUGACGAUCGCAAGGAUACCUGGUUAGAUGAUGCACGCGGAAGUAUUAAUCGGGGUAUGUACGAGACUGCCCGAGCUAUCUAUGCAUAUGCACUACGAGUACUCCCUACGAGCAAAACGAUAUGGCUAGCAGCUGCGGAUCUCGAAAGGAAUCAUGGAUCAAGGGAAGACCUGUGGCAAGUUCUUGAGAAGGCUGUUAAUGCAGUACCUCGUAGCGAGGUUCUGUGGAUGAUGCUUGCUAAGGAAAAAUGGCAAGCCGGAGAAAUCGACAAUGCGCGCCGAGUGUUGGCGAGAGCUUUCCAACAGAACCCAAACAACGAAGAUAUCUGGUUGGCAGCCGUCAAACUUGAAGCGGAGAACGGGCAUAUCGAACAGGCUAGAGGCCUUCUAAAGACGGCCCGUCAAGAAGCUCCAACCGACCGUGUCUGGAUGAAGAGCGCUGCCUUCGAGCGGCAAUUAGACGAUCUCGAUGCAGCACUUGAUCUCGUCCAACAGGCCCUCAACCUCUUCCCUGCCUCCGCUAAACUUUGGAUGAUGAAGGGCCAGAUCUAUGAAGAUCUAGACAAGCCUUUACAAGCACGUGAAGCUUACAGCACAGGAGUCAAGGCAGUACCAAAAUCAGUUCCCCUUUGGUUGCUGUACUCUCGUCUAGAAGAGAAGCUCGGCCAGCUUCCUAAAGCCCGUUCCGUACUCGACCGAGCGCGGCUCGCGGUGCCUAAGUCGGCGGAGCUUUGGUGCGAGUCAGUUCGCGUGGAGCGUCGUGCACAAAACACAAAACAAUCUGAAUCACUGAUGGAACGAGCGCUACGCGAUGUACCGAAGGCGGAACAAGGUAUCCUCUGGAGCGAAAAGAUCUGGCACCUAACAGCACGCCCACAACGAAAACCUCGCGCUCUUGAGGCCAUCAAGGAAGUCGACAACGACCCGACAUUACUAGUAGCCGUAGCGCGUAUCUUCUGGGGUGAGCGUAGAUUAGAGAAAGCUCAGAGUUGGUUCGAGAAGGCGCUAGUGCGCGACUCGGAUCUCGGUGAUAGUUGGGCGUGGUACUAUAAGUUUUUACUGGAGCACGGCACCGAUGAGAAAAGGGAAGAAGUCGUGAGUAAGUGUGUGAGUGUCGAGCCUAGGCAUGGCGAGGUUUGGCAGAGGAUUGCGAAGGAUCCGAAGAAUGCUAAGAAAGGCGUUGAGGAGGUUUUGAAGAUGGUUACUGCGGAGCUACAAUAAAGAGAUCGGGACCGGGGGGAAACUGCGUUAUUAGGAGAUAUUGCAAUUAAACAUUGAUAUCUUGGAUGAACAGUUACUGUUGUUGAUUUGCUCCAGUCUUCUAGUUUCUUUGUUUCUAGGGGCCGCAAUGCCAUUAGAAGCGUAGUAUCAUAACCGAAAGGUCAUCUAUCUCGACCCGCUCAUACCCAUUCAUGCAAUAGAAAAGACGAUGAACUAAAUGUAGAUUGAGCUCCUUCGCAAAUGACUUGAACAAUAGAACUUUUAGGUAUCUAGACAUAGCGCGCUCGACAUCUAAAUGAUAUACAUUCCCAAUUAUAUAUACAUUCGUCAAGUAUUCAUAGACUCAUAUAAAUCCACCACAGCUCACCCAAAGAACAACUCGAUGGGGAGGUGGUGAUAUAACUGAUAAUCGAACUCUUGGCUCCAUUCGAGCACGAAAAAUUUCGUUAAUGCCACUACAGCUUGGACAUCAAGUUCUUCCUCUUCUUCACUGUUCUUCCGCUCCCUCCGCCAGAAAUUCACCUCAUCCAACUUCGCCACAUCCCAAUCUCCUACAUACGCCUCCACGAU
Hypoxylon trugodes is the source of this 3527-nucleotide messenger RNA. Its product is annotated as pre-mRNA splicing factor. Gene Ontology annotation, biological process: mRNA splicing, via spliceosome; spliceosomal tri-snRNP complex assembly. NCBI's taxonomy places the organism in Eukaryota, Fungi, Ascomycota, Sordariomycetes, Xylariales, Hypoxylaceae. Gene Ontology annotation, molecular function: protein binding. Gene Ontology annotation, cellular component: catalytic step 2 spliceosome; U4/U6 x U5 tri-snRNP complex. The record is from RefSeq and is a predicted model, not a curated record. Bases 165 to 2957 code for a protein of 930 amino acids. The transcript has 2 exons.